Messenger RNA from Myotis brandtii (Brandt's bat), 504 nucleotides. It is a transcript of the gene TK1, whose product is annotated as thymidine kinase 1, soluble. The annotation marks the transcript as partial. Gene Ontology annotation, molecular function: thymidine kinase activity; ATP binding. The transcript has 7 exons. NCBI's taxonomy places the organism in Eukaryota, Metazoa, Chordata, Mammalia, Chiroptera, Vespertilionidae. The record is from RefSeq and is a predicted model, not a curated record. Gene Ontology annotation, biological process: thymidine metabolic process.
AUGAACAGUGAAAGGAGGGGUCAUUCCCACAGCGGCGAGGGUGUGAGGCGGGUCCAGCAGCUUCCAAAUCGCACCGUACAAGUGCUGGUGAUCAAAUACGCCAAGGACACGCGGUACAGCAGCAAGUUCUCCACGCACGACCGGAACACCAUGGAGGCCCUGCCGGCCUGCCUGCUGCGGGACGUAGCCCAGGAGGCCAUGGGCGUGGCUGUCAUCGGCAUCGACGAGGGGCAGUUUUUCCCGGACAUCGUGGAGUUCAGCGAGACCAUGGCCAACGCCGGGAAGACGGUCAUCGUGGCUGCGCUGGACGGGACCUUCCAGAGGAAGGCCUUCGGGACCAUCCUGCACCUGGUGCCGCUGGCCGAGAGCGUGGUGAAGCUGAACGCCGUGUGCAUGGAGUGCUUCCGCGAGGCCGCCUACACCAAGAGGCUGGGCCUGGAGAAGGAGGUCGAAGUGAUUGGAGGAGCCGACAAAUACCACGCCGUGUGCCGCCUCUGCUACUUC